AUGCUUUCAGUCGAGGAGGCAGGCGGGGAACAGAUGCGACGUCAUUUCCGUCUGCGGGCCCUUCCCGGCCGCCAUCUUGGUGCGGUGUGGGGGGAAGCGGGGGGCCCGUGGGCCGCGGGGCCGCUCGAUGGGAAGAUGCAGCGCGCGGGGCCGGGCGGGGCGGGGCCUGGCGCCGUGCUGGGGGCGGGGCCGGGGCGCGCGCUGCUGAGGCGGGAGCUGCGGCUGCUCGAGUCCAUCUUCCACCGCGGGCACGAGCGCUUCCGCAUCGCCCGCGCCUGCCCGGACGAGCUGGGCUGCGAGUUCCUGCCCGGCCCGGCCGGCGGCGGGCCCGUCCGUAUCCAUGGCAACAUCACGGAGUCUUAUCCGGCUGUUCCUCCAAUAUGGUCUGUGGAAUCGGACGAUCCCAACUUAGCGGCGAUCCUAGAGAGGCUGGCCGACGUGAAAAAAGGAAACACACUGCUCUUGCAACACCUGAAGCGGAUCAUUUCCGACCUCUGCAAGCUCUACAACCUCCCGCAGCAUCCGGACGUGGAGAUGCUAGACCAGCCUCUGCCCGCUGAGCAGAGCACCCAGGAAGAGGUAUCCUCUGAAGAAGAAGAUGAGGAGAUGCCAGAGGACACGGAGGAGCUGGAUCACUACGAGAUGAAGGAGGAGGAGCCGGCAGAAGGGAAGAAGGCGGAGGACGACGGCAUCGGCAAGGAGAACCUGGCCAUCCUUGAGAAAAUCAAAAAGAACCAGAGGCAAGAUUACUUAAAUGGGGCAGUGUCUGGGUCCGUGCAGGCCACCGACCGGCUAAUGAAGGAGCUCAGGGAUAUUUACCGAUCGGCAAGUUUCAAAGGCGGAAACUAUGCAGUUGAACUAGUGAAUGACAGCUUGUACGACUGGAAUGUCAAACUCCUGAAGGUGGACGAGGACAGUGCUUUGCACAGCGACCUGCAGAUCCUCAAGGAAAAAGAGGGGACGGACUUCAUUCUCCUGAACUUCACCUUUAAGGAUAACUUUCCCUUCGACCCGCCCUUCGUAAGAGUCGUGUCUCCCGUGCUCUCGGGUGGGUAUGUCCUGGGCGGAGGAGCCAUCUGCAUGGAGCUUCUGACGAAGCAGGGCUGGAGCAGCGCCUAUUCCGUGGAAUCUGUGAUCAUGCAGAUCAGCGCCACGCUGGUGAAAGGCAAAGCCAGGGUCCAGUUUGGAGCCAACAAAAACCAGUACAGCCUGACGAGAGCGCAACAGUCGUACAAGUCCCUGGUCCAGAUCCACGAGAAGAACGGCUGGUACACGCCCCCCAAGGAAGACGGGUAGCGCUGGGCGGGGGCCGCCUGGACCAAUCCAACCUCCCCGCUGAAUGCUGUGCUCGGCUCGUCCAAGACGCCUCCUCUCCCUCCCAGGACAGGACCGCACCGCCCAUUUAGCGAGACAAAAAAAAAAAGUUGAGCGGCUCUUUAACAAACUUUUUAACGGGAACCGGAACUGUUGCGAGCGGCCGGGCCGCGGGGCUCCGCGGCUCGCCCUGGACACACGCUAAAGCAGGCAACUGGCAGUCACUCUCGAUUAAAAACAAAACCACACCCCAACCCACACGACACACACAAAAAGACUCGAUUCUCUUGUUAACGCGGGCAGCUUCCGGCUCUGCUGCGGCUCGGGGCACCUCCGCCCUUCUCCCUCUGCUACGGAUUUAAUUUAUUUUCUUAUUUUUAUGUA
Gekko japonicus is the source of this 1698-nucleotide messenger RNA. RefSeq names its product ubiquitin conjugating enzyme E2Q family member 1 (gene UBE2Q1). Lineage: Eukaryota; Metazoa; Chordata; Lepidosauria; Squamata; Gekkonidae. The record is from RefSeq and is a predicted model, not a curated record. The coding region runs from base 1 to 1296 and encodes 431 amino acids. The transcript has 13 exons.